Molecule: messenger RNA, 711 nt
Organism: Corvus hawaiiensis (hawaiian crow)
Lineage: Eukaryota; Metazoa; Chordata; Aves; Passeriformes; Corvidae
Gene: NKX2-8
Product: NK2 homeobox 8
Exons: 2
Coding region: 1-711 (236 amino acids)
Biological process (GO): regulation of transcription by RNA polymerase II; cell differentiation
Cellular component (GO): nucleus
Molecular function (GO): RNA polymerase II cis-regulatory region sequence-specific DNA binding; DNA-binding transcription factor activity, RNA polymerase II-specific
Source: RefSeq, a predicted model, not a curated record
AUGGCCACAUCUGGCAGGAUCAGUUUUACAGUGAGGAGCAUUUUGGAUUUACCAGAGCAGGAUGCUAAUAGCAUAAAGCAAGCCUCUGACCAUCACCACUCAGCGGAGAACUACACCGGCUCGCCGUACCGACGGUGGAUAGAAACAGACAGAAACCACUACCCCUCUUCCGACGAGAGCGGCCCGGAGAUGAGCCUGCCCGACUCCACCCAAAGGUCCCUCCCCGCCCGCGGCUCGGAGGCCGAGGAGAAGAAGAAGAAGCGGAGGGUGCUCUUCUCCAAGGCGCAGACGCUGGAGCUGGAGCGGCGGUUCCGGCAGCAGCGAUACCUUUCGGCGCCGGAGCGGGAGCAGCUGGCCCGGCUGCUCAGCCUCACCCCCACACAGGUGAAGAUCUGGUUCCAGAACCACCGCUACAAGAUGAAGCGGGCGCGAAGCGAGGGUCCCGGCAGCCCCCAGCCACGCCCGCCCGCCCUGCUGCGCCGGGUGGUGGUGCCGGUCCUGGUGCGGGACGGGGAGCCCUGCCGCGCCUGCCCUGCCAGUCCUCCGCCGCCCACCGCACGCCCCAAGCUGGGCUGCGCGCUGGCGGGAUGCAGCGCCCAGGCCGCCCUCGCCCUGCAGGGCUACCGAGCCUGCCCGCCCGCCGCCGCCCUCGGCGUCUUCCCCGCGUACCAGCACUUGGCGCACCCCGCCGUCGUCUCCUGGGGAUGGUGA